Messenger RNA from Eurytemora carolleeae, 1465 nucleotides. Its product is annotated as pleckstrin homology-like domain family B member 1. The transcript has 7 exons. Bases 191 to 802 code for a protein of 203 amino acids. Lineage: Eukaryota; Metazoa; Arthropoda; Copepoda; Calanoida; Temoridae. The record is from RefSeq and is a predicted model, not a curated record.
UAUUUAGACUGGAGUAUCUGUGAGUAAACCAGUAUAUUUAAACAGUGCUGGGAGUGCAGAGGACUCCACAGACUCUACUAGUGAUUUACCCCAGGAUUCCUCGAGUACAACUCCCUCCCCCACAGUAAGAAGGUUCCGGAAGAAAACUCCCUCACCUCCUCCUAAUAAGCGGUUAACCAAGCGCUCUAGUAUGCAAAGAGCUUCAGAUAGACAUUUGGAAACAUUGGACGGUUUGACCAGCGCUGAUGAAUCACGACCUAUGUCCAUCGAUCUCAGUAUUGACGCAGGCGGCGUCACUGACGCCUCCAGUUGGGUUGGUGAGGGCGUCAUUAUGCGUCAGGGUGCGACUAGCCGGGCAACUAGACCGUUGACGCGCUACCUGCCGGUCACGACGCAAGAGAACUUUGAUCUUAGAUCUCAUAUUGAAUCUGCAGGACAUCAGAUUGAAUUGUGUAAGCAUAUAAUCCUGAACUCCUGCAGCUGUAGAGGAUAUCUUAGUAAAAUGGGAGCUAGGCUUAAGGUUUGGACUAAACGCUGGUUUGUGUUUGAUCGGAACAAGAGAACUCUAGUUUACUACAAUGAUAAAUCAGAGAAUAAAGUGAAGGGUGGAAUAUAUUUUCAUUCAAUUUCUGAAGUUUAUGUUGAUCACCAAAAUAACAGGGCUGCUAAUGCGCGAGUAACGUUUUGUAUGAAGACGACUGAUCGGAGUUAUUUAUUAAUGGCGUCUACACCGGAAGCGAUGAGAAUUUGGGUCGACGUCCUCUUUACCGGAGCUGAAGGAUACAGAGAGUUCCAAAAUUAAUCAUUUUUAUAAUAUUCUUCACAAACUUUUUGCCCCUAAGGGUCUAAAAGGAGAUUUUUUACCCCUUUCCCACAACAUUUUAGUCAUGGCUGUUUUUAUGUAAUUGAAUGAAUCUUAACAAGCCAAAACGUUCCCCAAGUAUACAGUGGUAAAUGUUUUUUCAAAAACUAAAAUAAUUUUUUUCAAUUUUUGGUACUUUUCCUUAAAAAUUCAUGUUUUCGAUUAACAAAAUUAAGGAGGAGGGGGGAAAUCUAAGAAACUAGAUACCCCAGCAAGUAUAUUCUUUCAUCUAGAAAUAUUUGAAUGCAUUUGUCUGGACUUGUUGUGUGUCCCCUUCUCUGCACAAAUGUAGAAACUUUAAUGUUUAACUUGUCAAAAACUUGCCAAAAACUAAUAUUUACAGGAAUACACUGGAGAUGUAUAUUCCAGGGAUGUAUAUAUUAACAUAAUACUUCAACCAAAUUGAGAAGGAGAAAUAUAAACUUAUUCACCCCCUAGGAAUUUUCCAGGAAAAUAAAAACUUUGUAUUAAAAUGAAUUUUUUUUUAAUGUCUGAUGAAAAAAAUGUUUAAACCUUAAGCAUGCAAUUCAAAGGUUGUGUUAUAUGUUAAGUAUAUUAUUUUUUAUGCUUCUAUUUUAUAUUAAUUUAUUUUUAUCUGGUCUA